AUGCACGCCGCACCUUAUGAAGAAGUUGCCCUCUCCGACAUGUUACUGGAGGACGGCAAGUUGCGUUACCCAUGUCCUUGCGGUGAUCUAUUUGAACUCUCCCUAAGUGAGUUCGCGAAGGGCUCAGUUGUUGCGGAAUGUCCCACGUGUUCGUUAACGGUGCGUAUUAUUUGCAAUGAGGAGGAACGCCAUGCUUUUCUUUUGCGAUGCAACGCACUCAAUGGCGUGCGUGAUGUUGUGAUUGCUUGA
Trypanosoma brucei brucei TREU927 is the source of this 249-nucleotide messenger RNA. RefSeq lists its product as hypothetical. The record is from RefSeq and is a predicted model, not a curated record. Lineage: Eukaryota; Euglenozoa; Kinetoplastea; Trypanosomatida; Trypanosomatidae. The coding region runs from base 1 to 249 and encodes 82 amino acids. The transcript has a single exon.